AUGGGCCUGAUGAGGAUUUCAACCUCUAAUGGCGACCGUAUUACUAAGGGCGACGCUGUUACAAACAAUAUCUUGAGGAGGUGGGAACAAAUAUAUCCAUGGAUGCGGUUCUUCGCUCGAAAUUGCCUCCCUCCUCCUUACGAUGUCUCACUUACUCCCCCGCGCCCCGAUCUCUGCAACGUGUUUGAAGCUAUAAACAUGUGCCUACACCCGAUCACAUUCAUCUGCCAGAAUUCGGAGGAGGGGCGUCACAUGCUCCGGUCUUCCGUUUCUGUCCAGAACUUUGUUGCACAGUUAUGGACAUUGAUUGGAAACCUCAAGGACGAUGCACUCGAUGGCGACCCUAGAACUACAGGGGACCGCCUUCAAGUUUCGAUCCUCCGGGCGACCUUUCCGCUAACAAACUAUGUUUGUAUAUCUGAAUCUGAAGAUCCAGAUAGAAUCACUCUUCCGUUAUCGAAUUAUAUACAUGCUGCCGGAGGGGUGAAGCCCGUUGUCUUCACCCUUCUCAGAUACAUCCGUCGGAUUACCAAGGACGCUGCUGCUGUAAAAGAACCUCGAUCGUGGACACCAAGCGAUCAGAACGUACGAUACCUCCACGUCUUCACCACCGGUCUCCGUUAUUCCUUCCAAUUCCUCCAGAUCAUCAGUUACCAAGACGCUUCAUGUCGCGCACACCUUAUCCGUCAAGGUUCGAUUCGUACAGUGGUGGACCCAAUAACUCAGAUUUUGCCCAGGAUCUUAGUGCAAGCAAGUGAGGAAAUGGACUUGCACGCAGAGAUGGGACUAGCGGCCAGACAGCACAUCCUGUGGACGGGAUACUCGUAUAUUGCAUCUGCUAUCCGCGAUGGAGACGACGGGGUAACAAGUGUAUGUCAGGCAAUCGAUGCUGGCCUCCUUGAAACCAUGCCGAAGGGGGUUGUUUGCCCGCCUCAUUCCAACCGUCCUCGUCGCAAUCACCCGCCCCGAGGCCACAUGGGUGACGUAGAGUUACUCUUCAUUCUGGCCACGUUUUUCGUAUACCACAAAGUCGUUGAUUCUAUUUUCCGACACUGGUUUCGCAUGCAAAAUUCUACUAUGAUCGAACCACAGGACAGACGCGACGAAGGUUUGGGGCUUGCUCUCCAACUUGUCAUGACAGCUACUUGCGAUGCUAUGGAUCAUGCCACUGUAGAGCCUAUGAACUUCCAUGAAUACAGGUGCAGUGGUCCAGGAGUGCUAGUGUCGCAUGCGCGCAUCCGGGUUUGUCAGCAAAAAGCGUCGGUGCUCAGGAUGUUUGACAUCACUUUAUUGUUCGGAGAAAUGCCAAAGGGCUGCUUGGCGCAGUGGACACAAGAAGUGGUGUCAAGUUCUAAGGGCUCACGCGAUAUCCGCAAGAGCCUCCAAGUCAUCGGAGGCUUUGAAACCAGUGUGAUCUCGGGAUCGGCCGAAGACGUGGAAACGAGGAUUCGUGAAGCACGGCAGCAGUUUCCUGCAUUCAGUAACAAACUCGUACUCAUGCUCGAUAUGACUGUGUUCCCGACAGCGAUCCAUGUACUUCCCCUGCAGAAGCUUGAACAAUUCCCUGGUGAGGACCCUAUUUGGCCAGAGAUCGCUGACGAGAUUCGCGAACGAAGCGACUCGCCACCGAAAGGAUACAUGUUUUCAGUGGUGAAGGUACAUCUGGGGAAAUCAAAGUUUACGCUGUUCAGCCCAAGCACGGCAUUGGAUAUGGCAUUCGAGUGCCAGUAUCUUUCGGAUGAUGAACCGCAUGUUUCUGUGGACAAAGAUGAUGAUGAUGAAACCGCUGGGUGA
Messenger RNA from Suillus paluster, 1794 nucleotides. RefSeq lists its product as uncharacterized. Lineage: Eukaryota; Fungi; Basidiomycota; Agaricomycetes; Boletales; Suillaceae. The record is from RefSeq and is a predicted model, not a curated record. Bases 1 to 1794 code for a protein of 597 amino acids. The transcript has 3 exons.